This is a messenger RNA of Zea mays, 3605 nucleotides long. RefSeq names its product triacylglycerol lipase SDP1. Gene Ontology annotation, molecular function: triacylglycerol lipase activity. Gene Ontology annotation, biological process: lipid metabolic process. Bases 643 to 3306 code for a protein of 887 amino acids. The transcript is spliced from 4 exons. Lineage: Eukaryota; Viridiplantae; Streptophyta; Magnoliopsida; Poales; Poaceae. The record is from RefSeq and is a predicted model, not a curated record.
UCGGUCCCUUACUGGAGCUAAUGAAGGCGACCAGUAGCUCCUCAAGGAAAACAUUAUAUAAUCUGUAGUUAGAAAACUGGAAAGAAUGGAGACAACUUUAUAUUGACAAGCAGUCAAAUUGAGGCCAAAAUUCUGAAAUUUCUCGCCAUGUAUAGCCCAGGCGCAGUGCACGUGUCCGCUUGGUUUCCCAGAUCUGUGCGCGUCACGCACGCGGCUGUUUUCCCCAUCCUUCCACUCCACCUCCGCAAGAACGGCGAGAGAGCGCACCCAAACCAGAGACACCUACGGCGGGUCGGCGGCCGACCCCGGGGCCGCGCCCAUCCCGACGUUUUCCCGAUUCUCCGGCUACCUCCUCCCUUAUCUCCUUGCGCGUGACGCGCCCACGACUCCUCGUCGUCCUCUUGUGAUCUGGUCCCCAUCUCGCUGCCGCCUCCUCCCGACUUACCAAACUCCAACACGCCAUGCGACCAUGCGCUCAUGCAUAGCAUAGAUAUAGCUGUAGCCAAGCUGCCCAAGCACGAGCACCACUCGUCUUCUCCGACCUUCCAGCUCUAGCUCUGAUCCGAGCCGAAACAGCCAUCCAAGACGCCCGCGGCCGCCGUGAGCGGGUGACCCUCUGCGCUGCGCUGCGUCACCACCCAAAUGGAUGACAUCGCCAGCGAGGCGCCCGUGGGGGCGUUCGCCAUCGGCCCAUCCACGGCGCUGGGCGGCGCCGUCGCGCUCCGGGUGCUGCUCUGCGGCUCCGCGGCGCGCCUGCGUCAUCGUCUAGCCGCGGCACUGCGCGCCGCGCUGCCCGUCGCGGCGGCGUGGCUGCACCCGCGCGACAACACGCGCGGGAUCCUGCUCGCCGUCUGCGCCGUCGCGCUCCUGCUGCGGGGCCGACGCGGCAGGGCGGGGCUGCGGGCGAGGGUGCAGUCCGCCUACCGCUGCAAGUUCUGGCGGAACAUGAUGCGCGCCGCGCUCACCUACGAGGAGUGGGCGCACGCGGCGCGGAUGCUGGAGCUCGAGGCCGCGCCGCGCCGCGCCAGCGACGCCGACCUCUACGACGAGGAGCUCGUCCGCAAUAAGCUCCGCGAGCUCAGGCACCGGCGCCAGGAGGGAUCGCUCAGGGACAUCGUCUUCUGCAUGCGUGCUGACCUGCUCAGGAACCUCGGCAAUAUGUGCAACCCUGAACUGCACAAGGGGAGGCUGCAGGUGCCUAGACUCAUAAAGGAAUACAUUGAGGAAGUAUCUACUCAACUGAAAAUGGUCUGUGAUUCUGAUUCAGAUGAGUUGCCUCUCGAAGAGAAACUCGCAUUUAUGCAUGAGACAAGACAUGCCUUUGGUAGAACAGCCUUGCUGCUAAGUGGAGGUGCUUCGUUAGGAUCCUUUCAUGUGGGUGUUGUUAAAACCUUGGUAGAACAUAAACUUCUGCCAAGGAUAGUUUCAGGAUCAAGUGUAGGCUCAAUAAUGUGUUCUAUAGUAGCAACAAGAUCAUGGCCUGAGCUGGAGAGCUUUUUUGAAGAGUGGCAUUCCCUGAAAUUUUUUGACCAGAUGGGUGGAAUCUUUCCUGUGGUUAAAAGAAUUUUGACGCAUGGCGCUCUUCAUGAUAUAAGGCACUUGCAGGUGCUUUUGAGAAACCUUACCAGCAAUCUGACAUUUCAAGAAGCUUAUGACAUUACUGGUCGGAUUCUUGUUGUCACUGUGUGUUCUCCAAGGAAGCAUGAGCCGCCUCGAUGCCUAAACUAUUUAACAUCACCUCAUGUUCUUAUCUGGAGUGCAGUAACAGCUUCCUGCGCUUUUCCUGGACUUUUUGAGGCCCAAGAAUUGAUGGCAAAAGAUAGAUUUGGUCAAACCAUUCCUUUCCAUGCUCCAUUCUUAUUAGGCAUGGAGGAACGAACUGUUGCUCCAACCCGCCGCUGGAGAGAUGGGAGCUUAGAAAGCGAUUUACCCAUGAAGCAAUUGAAGGAACUAUUCAAUGUGAAUCAUUUCAUAGUAAGUCAAGCCAAUCCUCACAUAGCUCCACUAUUGAGACUAAAGGAAAUCAUCAGGGCUUAUGGAGGCAGCUUUGCUGCCAAGCUUGCUGAACUUGCCGAGAUGGAAGUUAAACAUAGGUGUAAUCAAGUUCUGGAACUUGGAUUCCCUUUAGGAGGAUUAGCUAAACUAUUUGCUCAAGAUUGGGAAGGUGAUGUUACAGUUGUUAUGCCAGCCACUCUUGCACAGUAUUCCAAGAUGAUACAAAACCCGUCUUAUGCUGAGCUUCAGAAGGCUGCGAAUCAAGGUAGGAGAUGCACUUGGGAAAAGUUAUCAGCCAUCAGGGCAAAUUGUGCUAUUGAGCUUGCACUGGAUGAAUGUGUUGCCCUCCUGAACCACUUGCGUAGGCUAAAGAGGAGUGCAGAAAGAGCAUCCGCAUCGCAAGGAUAUGGUCCAGUAAUCAGGUUCUGCCCAUCUAGGAGGAUUCCAUCCUGGAAUCUCAUAGCGAGAGAAAAUUCAACUGGUUCUCUUGAUGAAGAAAUGCUCGCAUCUCCUCAUACAAAUCAUCAAGGACCUGGAGGAGUUGCUGGAACAUCUACCAGAAAUCAGUAUCUUCAGAGAAAUGCACACGAGAGCAGUGACAGUGAAUCUGAGAGUAUUGAUUUACACUCUUGGACAAGAAAUGGUGGCCCUCUUAUGAGGACAGCCUCAGCCAAUAAAUUCAUCAGCUUUGUUCAGAAUCUUGAGAUCGACACAGAAUUCAGAACAAUUCCAUCGAGGGAAAACCUAACUGAUCUUGUGACACCAAAUGCUGGUACCUUGGCAGCUCAUGCAGUGAGUAGAGAAGCAACCGAUAGGAGCUUGGACAUUUCAGCUUUAGAUAUCCAUGAUACCGCUACCCCUAGAUCGACAUUUGGCCGUUCAACAAGCAUCGUUGUUUCUGAAGGUGACUUGUUGCAGCCUGAAAAGAUUGAAAAUGGUAUUUUGUUUAAUGUUGUAAGGAGGGAUACUCUGCUGGAGUCUAGUAGCGGAGUUGAGUCUCAAGGAUCUCCUCGGGAACCAGAUGUUGAAACAGUGCAGACAGAGUGCCUUGAUGGCAUUUCAGCUUCCGAUGACGACGACAAGGAACUAAAUGUCAUUGUUGAUGAAGCAACCGAUCCCAUGAGCAGCAAUAAUCUACAAGAUCAGGGGUCCUCACUGGAAGAAAAUUCAUAUAGUCAUUUUCCCUUAAAUUCUGCAGACGAGACAAGCACAAACAAACCAGAAACUGCAUCUAUUUUUGAUAUAUGUACAGAGAUGCAUCCGGCGUCCAUUAGCCUACCGCAAGGAUCUUCAGAAAAGGCAGAACUCUGAAACAGCAAAGAUCCCUGACGACGAUUCAGCUGCUAUGAGUGAUGAAGUUGCCUCAUGUGCUGGUAACUAAAGAGUUGUCCUCCUCCCUCUAGCUUUGAGGCAUCAGAUGUAAGUGAUGUACUAUAAUCUAAGCAUCAUGAAUUGGAUGGUGAAGCUUUAUGUUGUUCAAGUUUCAGAAGAAGGAGAUCCAAUGGCUUUGGUUCUUCGAAUGUACUGUAGUUGUUUUGGGGAAAUAAAGCGCUUCUUAGAAAAACCCGGGAGAAGUUUUGCGCUUGGGAGCUCUCGAGCUUCUUUUUUUU